Salvelinus namaycush (lake trout) is the source of this 1568-nucleotide messenger RNA. RefSeq names its product neuronal acetylcholine receptor subunit alpha-7. Gene Ontology annotation, cellular component: neuron projection; postsynaptic membrane; synapse. The record is from RefSeq and is a predicted model, not a curated record. The coding region runs from base 1 to 1530 and encodes 509 amino acids. The transcript is spliced from 10 exons. Lineage: Eukaryota; Metazoa; Chordata; Actinopteri; Salmoniformes; Salmonidae. Gene Ontology annotation, molecular function: transmembrane signaling receptor activity; acetylcholine-gated monoatomic cation-selective channel activity. Gene Ontology annotation, biological process: nervous system process; monoatomic ion transmembrane transport; chemical synaptic transmission.
AUGGGCCGCCAGCGACAAAUCCUGCAAGUGUCUCUACAGGGACAGCACCAGCGCAGACUGUACAAGGACCUGAUGCGAAACUACAACCCUCUGGAGCGUCCCGUGUUCAAUGACUCCCACUCGCUCACCGUACACUUCAGCUUCAGCCUCAUGCAGAUCAUGGAUGUGGAUGAGAAGAACCAGGUCCUGACGACCAACAUCUGGUUACAGCUGUACUGGACUGACUACUACCUGCAGUGGAACACCACAGACUACCCUGGAGUUACCAAUGUCAGGUUCCCUGACACCCAGAUAUGGAGGCCUGACAUUCUCCUCUACAAUAGCGCUGACGAGAGGUUUGAUGCCACCUUCCACACCAACGUCCUAGUCAACUCCACUGGCUACUGCCAGUAUCUCCCCCCAGGAAUCUUCAAGAGCACAUGCUACAUCGACGUGCGCUGGUUUCCCUUCGAUGUCCAGCGCUGUGACCUCAAGUUUGGCUCGUGGACGUACGGGGGCUGGUCUUUAGACCUGCAGAUGAUAGAGGCGGAUGUGACUGGAUACAUUGCUAAUGGAGAGUGGGACCUCGUGGAGGUCCCCGGACGGAGGAACGAGCGUUUCUAUGACUGCUGUAAGGAGCCUUACCCUGACGUGACCUUCACGGUGGUGAUGCGUAGACGCACCCUCUACUACGGCCUCAACCUGCUCAUCCCCUGUGUCCUCAUCUCCACCCUGGCCCUGCUCGUCUUCCUGCUGCCCGCGGAUUCUGGAGAGAAGAUCUCACUGGGUAUCACUGUGCUGCUCUCUCUAACUGUCUUCAUGCUCCUGGUAGCUGAAAUCAUGCCGGCCACCUCCGACUCUGUUCCUCUCAUAGCCCAGUACUUUGCCACCACCAUGGUCAUCGUGGGCCUGUCCGUCAUCGCCACUGUCCUGGUCCUCCAGUACCACCAUCAUGACCCGGACGGAGCCAAAAUGCCAAAGUGGACACGUGUUGUGCUCCUGAACUGGUGCGCAUGGUUCCUGCGUAUGAAGCGGCCCGGCGAGGAGCGUGUGCGUCUGGCCUGCCACAACAAGCAUCCGCGCAACAGCCUCUCCAGUGUGGAGCUCAGUAUGAGCCAGGGGACCCUCCAGCCCACCAAUGGCAACAUGCUCUACAUCGGCUUCCGGGGCAUGGAGGGCAUGCACUACACCACCACCCCCGACUCAGGCGUCAUCUGCUCCAGGCUGGUGGGGGCAGGGGACGAGGAGGUGCUGCUACCCGGGGCCGGGCUGCCCAACUUGGGCAGCGUGGCAGGCGGCACCGGGGUGGGGGUGGCGAGCCCCGUGGACUCCGACAUGUCCAAGAUCCUGGAGGAGGUGCGCUACAUCGCCAAGCGCUUCCGGGGCCAGGACGAGGACGAGUCGCUGUGCAAUGAGUGGAAGUUUGCGGCAUCUGUGAUUGACCGGCUGUGCCUGAUGGCGUUCUCUGUGUUCACCAUCCUCUGCACCAUCGGCAUCCUCAUGUCAGCGCCAAACUUCGUGGAGGCCAUCUCCAAAGACUUCUUCACCUGAGCGGGCUGUGUUGUGUUGGAGGAUGGGUGUGUGUGUGU